GUGAGGUGCGAACGUCAGGAGCGGUGCGAGGCAGUUGGCCAGCUCUCCUAGUCUGCGGCAAAUGGUGCGUCCUGCCUUCGCUGCCCAGAUAUAACCAAAGUGCACUGUUCAUGCAGAUGUCAGAAGAUACAGAUAAUAUUGCAGUAGAAGAAAAUGUAGAUGAGCAUCUCCAGAAAGAUUUAAAUGCAGAAGAAAAUCAAAACAGAAUUAAAACGUUGAAAGGCAAAGUAAGAGAAAAGCUAAAAAAUGCUAAGAUUAAUCAAAGUGAAAAAUGUUCAACUCAUCUGCUCAUUGAUGAUAAGAUACAUCAAUGGUCUAAGACCGAAGUCUCAUUGGAUGCAAGCCUUUCAUUUUUCACUCUAAGUGGUGAAGAAGGCUCAGCGUGCAGCCAGUCUUCAGAGCAGAGACCAGUAGAUGAUAGUUAUCAUAAACAUGUUUCACUUGGUGAUAAUUUACAAAAUUUUGCUGAAGGCCCAGAUGAAGAUUGUAUGGAAGAAGUAAUUUUUCCAGAUUUACUUGAAAUAAAAGCUGCUGAAUAUGAAGAUGGUCAAGAACAAAUAAAAAAACAACAGGCAAAUAUUUUUGUGCCAAGUAGUUCUCCAGGCAGUAAAAUCCGAUCUAGAAAGCUCUAUUGGGAAGAAAAUGGAAGGUCAAAGAGAAAUGUACCAGCUAGAUCUCAACAUUGUGGGUUUGCAAUUUAGCCAUCAUCCUCUCUUCAAUCAAGAACAAGUAUUAUGUGCUAGGCUGCUCCAACUUUAUGAGUGUUUUCAAGACAGGCAACAACAGAAUUUAUCUCAACUGCUUUUGGAAAAGGUGAGAAUGGUUUUCAUUAUGUUAUUGGGCUGAAUAUUUAAUAUUGAAAGAGCAAGCAAACUUCA
This is a messenger RNA of Hipposideros armiger (great roundleaf bat), 878 nucleotides long. RefSeq lists its product as uncharacterized. NCBI's taxonomy places the organism in Eukaryota, Metazoa, Chordata, Mammalia, Chiroptera, Hipposideridae. The transcript has 7 exons. The record is from RefSeq and is a predicted model, not a curated record. Bases 111 to 701 code for a protein of 196 amino acids.